AUGGAUCUUGCACAGAACUCGGAUGAGUCCAAAGUGCUCAUAAUCAACACUGGCGGGACAAUCAACAUGAUCCUCGGGCAGAAAGGCUAUGAGCCCGAACCGUACUUCUUGACAGAAACACUUCGCAGCCAAAACCGCUUCCACGAUCCGCUCGGGGAUUCGCUAUUCUCGCAUUCAUCCUCCGCACAUCUACCGAGUUUAAUUACCCCGCGAAGCAAAGCGCCUGGUGGAAUCCAGAAGCGCAUUCGUUAUGCCAUUCUUGAGUGGGAUCCCCUACUAGACAGCAGCAACAUAGAGAUCCACGAUUGGAUCAGGAUAGCUACAGACAUAGAGCUAAAUUACUCUACAUUUGAUGCCUUCGUCAUCUUGCACGGAACGGACACUAUGUCGUACACCUCGUCCGCCCUCAGCUUUUUACUUGAGGAUCUAGGCAAGACUGUGAUCCUUACCGGUGCUCAGAUACCGCUGUCUCAACUCAGGAACGACGCGGUAGACAACCUCUUGGGCGCGCUGGUGAUCGCCGGCCAUUACAUCAUCCCAGAAUGCUGCCUAUUCUUCAAUCACACCCUGUUCAGGGGCAAUAGAGUCUCAAAGCUCUCCUCGUACGACCUUAAUGCUUUCAAUAGCCCUAAUUUCCCGCCGCUUGUGAAUGUUGGCAUUGACAUCAUGGUCAAUUGGAACGAUGUGAUACGACAGACAAGCCUUCGACGUUUCUGUGCACACAAAAGUGAGCCUCCCGUCUCCACUCUGCGUCUAUUCCCGGGUAUUACAGCAGCCACCAUUCGAGCAUUCCUUACACCCCCGACACAGGGCGUGGUCUUGGAGGCGUUCGGCGCCGGAAAUGCGCCACAACGCCCCGACCUGAUCGGCGCGCUCAAAGAUGCCUGUGACCGGGGUGUAGUGAUCGUCUCCAUUUCGCAGUGUGCGAAGGGCUCCGUCUCGGACGCAUAUGCGGCAGGGCGGGAACUCCUCAUAGCUGGGGUGGUCUCCGGGGGUGACAUGACACCCGAGUGUGCGCUUACCAAACUGAGUUACCUCCUUUCCAAGCCAGAGCUCUCCGCAGCCGAAGUGCGCUCGCUCAUCGGUACGCCCCUGCGCGGAGAACUCACCCGCCCUGCGAGCGCACUCCCGCCAAGCCUCAGCGAGCCUAAGGGGAUCGAGCAAAGUCUAGAAAACAUCCAGGGCGUGCUCUCACAGGUUGUCCGCCUCCCGGGUUCCGAGCCGCGGCGGCGCAACAUAGCCAUCGCGGGAGGGCUGGUCAACAGCAUCGAGCCUGCCUCGGGGCGUUCGCCGUUGCAUUCUGCUGCGCUGAACGGGAACGUCAACGCGGUCAACAGUCUCCUCGAAGCUGGUGCGCUGGUGCAUCUCCGAGACGUUCUCGGACACACGCCACUGUAUUAUGCUGCGCGGCAGGCACACGAGGCUGUCGUCGAGGUGCUGGUAAAGGCGGGAGCACUCCUGGGCGGCUCCGAUAUUGAGGGGGGCUUUGUUCCGCUUGCGAUUAAGCAGGCAUCGCUCGCGGGAGAUGACCGUACUUCUAGGCUAUGGGCAAAGGCAGGGGCACCGCUAGAAUUUCUACAAUCUUAG
Molecule: messenger RNA, 1587 nt
Organism: Postia placenta MAD-698-R-SB12
Lineage: Eukaryota; Fungi; Basidiomycota; Agaricomycetes; Polyporales; Adustoporiaceae
Exons: 10
Coding region: 1-1587 (528 amino acids)
Molecular function (GO): protein binding; asparaginase activity
Source: RefSeq, a predicted model, not a curated record